This is a messenger RNA of Colias croceus (clouded yellow), 1325 nucleotides long. RefSeq lists its product as uncharacterized. NCBI's taxonomy places the organism in Eukaryota, Metazoa, Arthropoda, Insecta, Lepidoptera, Pieridae. The coding region runs from base 540 to 1325 and encodes 261 amino acids. The transcript is spliced from 3 exons. The record is from RefSeq and is a predicted model, not a curated record.
AACAGCAAAGUUAACAUCAGCUGUUAGAUUUUAAAUUAUAAAAUUAUUUAAAACGAAUUGUAUAGUGCUUAAAUAGAAAAUAUUAGUAAUUAUUAACCAUUACAUUGUUGUACAAGUGAAAAUUAUUGUGAAACACACCUAUGGGAUCUACGCAACGUUUUGUAUAACGCGGAGGUCAACGUGUCAACGGUUAUCCAAAUUCAAACAUCUUCCAUAAACCAGGGGAGUACUAGUUUUUUAAUUUCAUAUUUAAUUAUAAACAACACCUACAUUCAUUUGUUAUACCAACACCGCUCAUAUUUAAUGAGCUACGUCACAAUAAAUACAUUGGCACAAAAGUUACCGUCUCACUUUGCUUGACAAGUUGGAAGCAAUUUAGAAGACAAAAACUUAUCGCCCCAGACAAUAUUAUUCUUUACUCUUACUACAUCAUACCGAUAAACACUUAUCAACAUUUAGUACCUACUAUCAUAAUAGUAUUCAAAUAUAAUUAUCUCAUACAUUUUCUUUCAUCCGUUUCAGCAACUAAAAAAUACAACAUGCUGACCCGCAAGGCAGUAGCUAAGGACAUGGAGAAUAAAUUAAAAGCUACACUCCAUGAUUUGAAAGUUUCACAAUCUUUAUGUGAAAAACUCAUACAAGAGCGGGAUGAAAGUGAAUUAGAAAUUCAAGAAAUAAUUAAAAAGAACUCUCUUCUAAAAGCCGAGCUGGCUGAACUACACAUGAAAUACAUUUGUAGUGAAGACAAGUGCAAAGCCCUCCAAGACGUUGUGGACAGCUUCCAGCAGUGCUCUAGUGACCAUGAGAUAGCUCUUAGCCGUAUCGCUGAGUUGGAAUGUAGCUUAAUGGAAGUGCAAGAGGACAAUCCCAAGCGGCAAUGCAACACACCAAGUAGUCUUCAUGAUGAAUUAGUUGAAUGUGGACAGUUAAGUGGCUCUGUAAACUUUAAAAAAAUCAAUUUCUCUUCACAUAAGAAGUUGAAAAAAUACCUUAGAUUAAGUAAGUUUAUCAAGCGUACCCAAUCAAUAGUUAGGAAGAGUUCUUUAAAAAAUGUAAUUCAAUUAGAGAAAGACAAGAAAAACCUGGUUCAAGAGUUAGACAAAUAUCAUAGGGAUCUAGAAUAUUAUAAAAUCUUGUAUGAUGUAGAAACAAAUGAAUUAAAGGAGAAGAUAGACUCUUUAAGUCAUAUGUUAAAUGAUGUCAACCAGAAAUAUUCUGCUGCUCAAAUACAAAUAAACGAGCAUAUACAACAGGCAGAUGACUUAAUUAAAUUGAGUACUGAAAAUAUGAGCUUUGAGUCGCUGACCAAUAAUUAUUUCAUUUAA